UUUGCAAACUCCACACUGUCGGUCCUUUGACUAAGAGAAAGAUGGAGAACGGCACGGAGGGCAAGAACUUCUACAUCCCCAUGAACAACAAGACGGGGCUUGUGAGGAGUCCCUACUUUUAUCCACAGUACUACCUGGGGGAUCCCAUGCUAUUCAAACUUCUUGCUGUCUACAUGUUCUUCCUGAUCUGCACUGGCUUCCCCAUCAACGCUCUCACUCUGAUGGUCACAGCUCAGAACAAGAAGCUGCGGCAACCACUCAACUUCAUCCUGGUCAACCUGUCUGUGGCUGGACUGAUCAUGGUCUGCUUUGGGUUCACCAUCACUUUCAUAACUGCUAUUAAUGGCUAUUUUAUUUUUGGACCUAUGGGAUGUGCCAUUGAAGGAUUCAUGGCUACUGUGGGAGGUCAAGUUGCUCUCUGGUCUCUGGUCGUCCUGGCUGUUGAGAGAUACAUUGUGGUCUGCAAACCCAUGGGAAGCUUCAAGUUCACUGGAACUCACGCAGGAGUUGGAGUUUUUUUCACCUGGAUCAUGGCUCUAUCUUGUGCCGCCCCACCACUGGCUGGCUGGUCCAGGUACAUUCCUGAGGGUCUGCAGUGCUCGUGUGGACCUGACUACUACACUAUGGCCCCAGGCUUCAACAAUGAAUCAUACGUCAUGUACAUGUUCAUCUGCCACUUCUGUUUCCCAGUUGGCACCAUCUUUUUCACCUAUGGAAGCCUUGUGCUGACAGUCAAAGCUGCUGCAGCUCAGCAGCAGGACUCAGCAUCCACCCAGCAAGCUGAGAAGGAAGUGACGCGCAUGUGCGUGCUGAUGGUGCUGGGCUUCCUCGUGGCCUGGACCCCGUACGCCAGCUUUGCUGCAUGGAUCUUCUUCAACAAGGGAGCUGCCUUCUCAGCCACAGCCAUGGCCAUUCCUGCCUUCUUCUCAAAGAGCUCGGCGUUGUUCAAUCCUAUUAUCUACGUGCUGAUGAACAAACAGUUCCGUAACUGCAUGCUGAGCACUAUUGGAAUGGGUGGUAUGGUUGAAGAUGAGACCUCACUAUCCACCAGCAAGACAGAAGUGUCCUCUGUGUCAUAAGAAUUAUUACUUCACUCCUCCGAACAUCCACCUUCUUGAUGUCUUCCUGAUUCUGAAUGGCUAACUUGAAAUGGAAUUAAGCAACUGGAUACAAACAUGAUCUUUUCUGCAACAAAUGGACAUUGACCUCCAUGGCAGGGUUUCAACCGUGGAUAUUCUUUUUUUGGGGCGGGGUCUGUGUUUGUGGGAUUCAAACAGGACUCCAACAUCAUCUGAACAACACCUGAGAAAGGAUCAAGCAUAAAAAACAAAUGUAUAUGUGACAGAUGCGCGUGACAUGUCUGGAUGGGUGAGUGGUACAAAUCACCUUUGUAUAUUUAUGACCUGUAGGGGUGAGCAUAUUUGUUGGCCCCUGUCAUAAAAUCAUGUAUAUAUUUUGUAAACAAAAAAGUUUAGAAAAUUUAUUAAAUGCAUGC
Messenger RNA from Scophthalmus maximus (turbot), 1495 nucleotides. Its product is annotated as green-sensitive opsin. Gene Ontology annotation, biological process: G protein-coupled receptor signaling pathway; phototransduction; visual perception. NCBI's taxonomy places the organism in Eukaryota, Metazoa, Chordata, Actinopteri, Pleuronectiformes, Scophthalmidae. Gene Ontology annotation, molecular function: G protein-coupled receptor activity. The transcript has 5 exons. The record is from RefSeq and is a predicted model, not a curated record. Gene Ontology annotation, cellular component: photoreceptor outer segment; membrane. Bases 42 to 1079 code for a protein of 345 amino acids.